GAAAUGUCCACAGCAAGCUGCAGAAGAAAUACAGUAAGACUGAGCCGCAACAGAGGGCCACACCAUCAAGCAAGGAAUUGAAAGAGCUUCGCCAGAAGCCAGCGGAGAAAGCCAAGAAGCACAAGAAGGAACUAGCUGAAAUGGCUGCCGCACAACGGAAGGUAGAGACUCUGGGUUACUUAGACAGCGGAGAGGAGCCAACCGACCCAGACCAGGCAGGCUAUGAAGAGGCUACCGACCUGUUGGAGGACGCGGAUGACUUAGCUUUUGAAGGGGUGACUAAUGCUAAGUCAUCAGGACGCAAAGUCAGCAAGGUUUCCUCGCGUUUUCUUGGAGCACUUAUGUCAAUGAGACGGCGUGCCCCACCGCCGGAACCGGAAGUCAAAGUGGCAAUCUGCAGUAAAUGUGCAAGGCUUGUCAGUAGCAAUGAUGCCAGCACUGCAGGUGGUGAUGCCUUGGGCAAGUACGGUGCCUAUGAGAGUAUCAGUGAUGUCACGUCGGGAGAGUAUGGUGGAGCAUUCAGUGCACCUGUCACUAGUGAUGAUGACUUUGAGAGUGCAUCUGAAGUUGUUGGACCGCGACGUCCUGUUUGGGUGGAGCCUAACAGUGGAGCUUCAACUACUCGACCUGGUAGCUCAGGACUCAAAAGCUCUAUGGUUCAUGACAGUAGCAGGGAGUUAUUUGGCAGUUCUAGUCAGGAAGCAGGCGACGGCAGUGGCACCUACAGAGCUGGAUCAUCCCUGGUUGGACAGGCGUGGGAGGCCAAGACUUUUCGCUCACAGACUGAUGUAUCGUCUCGUCAGGUGCGUCAUUCAGAUGCUCUCUUGGAUAAAGGCAGAUCAUGGCAGCAGCUGUCAUCAGAUGACGACUAGAGAAGGAAACUCAUGUUGAUUGGAUCUGUAAAGAUGGGGAAUGCCUUGACAUUGCAUCAGGGAGGAACUGAAAAUGGCCCCAUCGCUUUGACAAAGAUGGUCACAGUCUCUCUCUACUCUGUGUGUCGUGUCCGUGCAAUGUAGAUAUUUAGAGUAAUUUUUAAUUCAACACAGGUUAUUAUUGGGAAAACACUUGUGAAAUACAUGUAUAAUUGUCUUCAGCAUUUGCAGCAUUUUUUUGAAAUGUUUUGAGAACAAUAUCUAUCUUUGCAAAUUUGGUAAAGUGUGUUUGUCUCUGACACAUCCAUUUUUUAUUGAAGUUUUUCUGUGUAUAUUAUGUGUAGAGCCAGCGGUUAAAAAAAUCAGAUUUAAGCAGCUUCCGCACAAGAAAGAAAUGUACAAAGUACACUGCAGGUCAUUUUUUUAUCGCAAACUUGAAGGUUUCCUUUAUGACUUUUUUCUGAGUAAAUGUAACUUGGUGUAAGUUUUGUGCACCUGUUAUUGAGAAGUUUAGAAGAGGAAUGUGAAUUAUUCUUUUCCAGUUGGCUGUGUCACAACCUUAGUCUUCUCGUGUGUUACCGAUUUUAACGUGAUGUUAAAAUAAAGUACAUUUUGAUCUUGAAUUUAAUUGUUACAAAAUAUUUCAGGAUUUGAUCCUACAAUUCCUGAAGAAAUGGUGUCAUGUUAAAUUUCACCUGAUAAACCACUAUGCUUCAGACGGAUAUAUGCGUGUCUGUUUAUUAAAAGUACAUGAAUUUAAAAAAUUUUGAAUUUACCUAGUCUUACCAUAUAAUAAAUGCUGUCUGCGAUACGUGAGUAA
Messenger RNA from Acanthaster planci (crown-of-thorns starfish), 1692 nucleotides. RefSeq lists its product as uncharacterized. The record is from RefSeq and is a predicted model, not a curated record. NCBI's taxonomy places the organism in Eukaryota, Metazoa, Echinodermata, Asteroidea, Valvatida, Acanthasteridae.